This is a messenger RNA of Camelina sativa (false flax), 1652 nucleotides long. The record is from RefSeq and is a predicted model, not a curated record. NCBI's taxonomy places the organism in Eukaryota, Viridiplantae, Streptophyta, Magnoliopsida, Brassicales, Brassicaceae.
UCAAAUCUGUUCGUGAAAUGGAGUUGCUAAACUCUUCUGAUGCUAUAAGGAAAAAGUCUUGUCCAUCUGCAGAAGAAGCCUUGAAACAUCUUCUGUGGUUAUUAGAUUCUGAGGCUGUCUUUGAAGCUGCCUUAGGUCUUUAUGAUCUGAACCUUGCAGCUAUUGUGGCACUCAAUUCCCAGCGUGAUCCAAAAGAAUUUCUACCUUAUCUUCAGGAGCUGGAAAAAAUGCCCGAAUCCCUGAUGCAUUUCAACAUUGACAUUAAAUUGAAACGUUUUGAUAGUGCUCUUAGGAGCAUUGUAUCAGCAGGGGAUGGCUACUUUUCUGAUUGCAUGAACUUAAUAAAGAAAAACCCUCAACUUUUCCCUCUGGGCCUCCAGCUAAUCACAGAUCCUGAAAAGAAACGAGCUGUUCUAGAGGCUUGGGCAGAUCAUCUCAUUGAUGAAAAACGUUUUGAAGAUGCUGCCACUACGUACCUAUGUUGCAGUAAACUGGAAAAGGCUUCUAAGGCAUAUCGUGAAUGUGGUGAUUGGAGUGGGGUACUCAGAGUUGGGGCGCUGAUGAAAUUAAGUAAAGAUGAGAUCUUGAAAUUGGCAUACGAACUCUGUGAAGAGGUCAACGCUCUUGGGAAACCAGCGGAAGCAGCAAAAAUAGCUCUUGAAUAUUGCAAAGACAUAAGUGGUGGAAUUAGUUUGCUUAUUAAUGCGAGGGAAUGGGAAGAGGCAUUAAGGGUUGCAUUUUUGCAUACAGCAGAUGGUAUAACCUCAGUGAAGAGUUCUGCUCUGGAGUGUGCUAGUGGUUUACUAAGUGAAUUCAGAGAAUCAAUAGAAAAGGUAGGAAAAUAUUUGACUCGCUAUUUAGCUGUUCGGCAGAGACGAUUAUUGCUUGCAGCAAAGCUCAAAUCCGAGGAGCGGUCUGUAGUUGAUCUUGACGAGGACACAGCUUCAGAAGCAAGUAGCAACCUGAGUGGAAUGAGCGCCUAUACUUUGGGGACAAGGAGAGGUUCUGCUGCUUCAGUCAGCUCAAGCACGGCUACUAGCAGGGCAAGAGAUUUGAGGCGCCAGAGAAAGAGUGGGAAAAUUCGUGCUGGCAGUGCGGGUGAGGAGAUGGCUCUUGUUGAUCAUUUGAAGGGUAUGCGGAUGACCGAUGGAGGAAAGAGAGAGUUGAAGUCGUUGUUGAUAUGUCUGGUAACACUUGGUGAAACGGAGUCUGCACAGAAGUUGCAACAGACUGCAGAGAAUUUUCAGGUCUCGCAAGUAGCAGCUGUAGAGCUAGCAAACGAUACAAUGUCCAGCGAGAGCGUAGAUGAAGAAGUUUAUAGCUUUGAACGUUACGCUCAGAAGACGAGAUCCACAGCACGAGAUUCUGAUACCUUUAGCUGGAUGCUUAAGGUCUUCGUUAGCCCAUGAAAUUCUCUAGAUCGGGUUUAUGACUGAAUAAGCUAUAUCAACAAUAACCUUGUGCUUUUCAAACAUCAUCUACCUUUUUGGUUCUUUCCUAUUUACUGUUUGACACACACUUAAAGAGAUUAAGGUGCAUCGGCUCCAUUUUUGUUCGCGGCUUAGGUGUGUGUUCUUAUUUGUUGUCCAACAACGUACGUCACGUGAUGUGUUAAGAGGAGUUGUUUUCUGUCAUAAUUUUCUAUUUUCAAA